Molecule: messenger RNA, 3527 nt
Organism: Cutaneotrichosporon oleaginosum
Lineage: Eukaryota; Fungi; Basidiomycota; Tremellomycetes; Trichosporonales; Trichosporonaceae
Molecular function (GO): phosphatase binding
Source: RefSeq, a predicted model, not a curated record
GCUGCUCAUCACCACUUGGCGACACCAUACCACCAAUACUUCUCUCCGCCGACGCGGACAGCCCAAGGGUGUUCAUGUUCACCCAAAAUGCUGCACACCACCAGGACGCUACGAUCUCCACCUCUCUGACUGUCUCCGUGUCCGAUAGUGUCGACCUGGACAUUGUUGACGAAAUUGUCUCGAGAGCCCGCGACGCAACGUCGUUCGCGCAAGUCCAUGAUGCUUACACCCUCGUCCUAGAAUCCAACGGGAUCCGCCCAUCUAGCGACAAGUCGUAUUAUCAGUUCCUGCUUAAGCUGGGCAUGAUCCGAGCGCGAACAUGGGGCGAGCGAUGGGAUGUGUGGCGCGCCAACAACGGGAUCGACCUUGCCCCGCCUCCCUUAAGCCCGAAGCCGCAUCCGCUGCGCGCUCGUGUCCCGUUCCUCGCGAGCGCGAGCUCCGACUUGGACGAAGGCUUCGGCGCAGAGUCGGAGCAGGGAAGCGAAGUCGCUGCGACGGGUCGCGAGAGCCCAAGGAAGGUGAUGCACCGCUCACUUGUCGGGUUCUUGCCCUCUGAAGCGGGAAGCGACGUGAUGCCACCGCCGAGAACGUCUACGCCGGUCGCUGCGCAGUUUAGCGCGUAUCAUGAGCGCACCAAUGGUCUAAGCACUCCACCGCCCCCAAUAUACGGUGAGAGCGAGACAUCGCAGAUGACACCCCGCUCGCCAAUGGGCGGGCUGACGCCGCGCGCUCGCAACCGCUUCAUGCCCCACAAGCAGAUCAUUUACGACGUGCCGGACAUCGAUCCCACUGUCGUGCGGCAGAUGGAGGCACAAGCAGACGCGUGGUACCGCAUCACGCUGCUAGGGCGGUGCUACGAAUGGUGGUUCAAAGCUGCCGAGCGCAUUUUCCGCAUUAAUGUGCAGAUCGACAGCGUCCGCGCCACCAUCGAUCUUCGUAAGGCGCUGCAGAAGUGGCAAGCCGCGACACAAGUCCGACUGGAACAGCCCGGCACUGCUGACGCACACUACGCCGCCCACCUACAGGGCCAGGUGGUUGCGCAAUGGCUGGCCCGGCUUAAAGAGCGCCGCGUUGAGUCGAGGGGUGCUUAUCUGGCACAGUCGAAGGAGCGCAAGUUGUUGCACGUUUCAUGGAUCUCAUGGCGAACACGCCUGGUCACGCGCACCACGAAGCGAUGGGAGAAGGACAUUCGCGAGCGAGAAAGGACAUUUGUCCAGCUUCGUGAAUCGCGCCUUGCCGCUCAAAUGUUCGAUACAUGGCGUGACGCGACGCGGGAACACAUUGCGGACCGGCGCGCUGUCCAGAUGGCCCUGGCGCGUACUAUGCGCAAAUGGCACACGCAGACUGUCAAGUUGCGUAGCUUGGAUCGCAGGGUGACGGACUGGGAGCGCCAGCACGGCACUGCCACUUUGGCCAACUCUUUCCGGUUGUGGAGGAAGAAGUCCGUUUUAGGUCCUGCAGAGGACCAGAUCACCACGCACCGAAACGGUGUCGUCCUGGCACGGGCAUGGUCGCAGUGGCAGCAGAAAGCGACACGUCAACGUCUAGCGCAAGCUUUGGAUGAGAGCCGCCUCAUCAAACUGACCAUGUCUCGGAUGAAGAAGUCAUGCCGCAAAGCGCGUUUGCGCAACCGCAAGGCUCUAAUGUUCGCUGAUCGCCGUGAUGACGAGUUGAUGCGCUCGAUGUUGACGUCGUGGGUGCGUGAGGAGCGCAGCAAUCUACUCCAGCGCGUCACUGAGAGUCGUCGCGUUCGUUCAUCCCUCAAUACGUGGAAAGCAAAGCUGCACAAAGUGCACAAGCUUGACGAACUUCUGCCCCUGUUCGCAACAACGUCGAACGUCCGUGUCCUCCACACAGCACUGAGCCGAUGGCGUGAUGUAACCGGCCAAAGGCGCAACGCUGCUCUUAAGGCCGACCUCAUGUUUGAGGCACGUACCAAGGCCGCCUCGCUGAUUAAAUGGACGACUGCGACAGUACAAUCUGCGGAGAAGGUUGCGACGGCGGACAAAGCGCACGCAUUCUUUAUGCUUCGCUCUGUGUUCAAACAGUGGAAUGCGAAGCGAUCCCAAGCCGUCAUAAAGCGCAGAGUCAUGGAGAUGGACGACCGCCGGCGAAAGAGAACCCUAAAGGGAGCUCUCACAGCUUGGCACAAUGCCACUGUGCAGAGCAUUGGGGACCGCGCGACGGUUGCCCAAUUCCAAGCCAAGCAGGAGAGGACCGUCCUCGAACGCUCCUUGAACCUCUGGACCAUGCGCGUAGUAGAGAUCAAGGCGCGCGAGCUUGAGAUAGCCGACCAGCGGGACAUCAACAUCCUCAAGAGCACGUUCAAGCGCUGGAGGGCGGCAAGGAAACGCCAGACUGAUCUUGAGGCUCUGAUGGAGAGUGUCAUUGACGUGAAGCGCGAGCAAACUCUUCGGCGAUCCAUGGCGCGCUGGUCCUUCCGCACGCACCGGGCCCAGGACUUGCGCCAUCGCGCUGAUAUUUUACAGGCCGAGCAUAACCAAAGACUGCUUCUCGAGGCCUUCGGGGCGUGGUACGACAAGCGCCGUGAGCGCGAGCUUCGGCCAGCCGAAGAGGAGGCGCAGCUUCGGCACGAGGACACAUUGAUGUUCUCAGUUUUCGAUAAGUGGACGGCCAAGUCACGCAAUCUGGUCGCGGUGCAGUUCGACCAGCGACGGGUGCGGGCUGCUGUCAUCCCUCGUUGGCAGCGGGCGCUGGAUAGACAUCGCCAGCUCAAGCGUGUCGGAGAGGAGCACGACCGGCGGCUUUUGGUCGAUGCGCUGACAGUGUGGAAGUCUGCGUAUCGUGCUAAGAUGGCCAAAAAGCCGUACCGCGCUCGCCGGCGCCUCCAAGGGUCUUCAUACGACGAGUCACAACUCUACGGUCGGCGCUCGGGGCGAGACGAGCCGGGACGGCAUGGCUCACGGUCGCCAGGAUUACCAGAUGUCGAGCGCGUACGUGAGCGGAGCAAGGCCAAAGGGCGCCCAUCUUUGCCCAAUCUCACACGCGCCCCAGCUCCCCGUCGCUCUAUGGCCCGUGAGGCCUCACCUGCCCGAGCCCCGGCCUCCGUCUCUAGCGAGCCGACGUACAGUCGAUUGAGGAGUGAACUUCACCCUCGGUCAGAAAGAGAACCUGGGGCAGAUGUGGCCAGUGAAGGCCGAAGGCCGAGUGCGUCGUCGCGCAUCACCAGUAGCUCGUCGCGUGCCUCAUUGGAGAAAGGAGAGAAAGAGAACAGCCCAGGCAUGUCGGAGCUGGUGCGUGCACUGCGUGGCCGAGUGUAGCCCGAGGUGUUUUCUGAAGGACCUGCAUGCAUGGUGCGGAAAGGAUGAAUGCCGAGGGCCGAGGCCGAGGGCCGAGUAUCUUAAGAGCCCAACAAUCUCCGGCAAAUCUGAGCUCCUCUAUCCCGGCCACAAGCUGAGCAAAGGGCGGCGCACUGUCAACGUCUGUAGAGUUCCGCACCACUGCGCACCGCACAGGGUGCUCACAAGAUGAGCAUGCAUAGUGUGAUUGCCGUGAAUGAAUGCGAU